Messenger RNA from Cladophialophora immunda, 1956 nucleotides. RefSeq lists its product as uncharacterized. The coding region runs from base 1 to 1809 and encodes 602 amino acids. NCBI's taxonomy places the organism in Eukaryota, Fungi, Ascomycota, Eurotiomycetes, Chaetothyriales, Herpotrichiellaceae. The transcript has a single exon. The record is from RefSeq and is a predicted model, not a curated record. Gene Ontology annotation, molecular function: copper ion binding; oxidoreductase activity.
AUGUUGCUUUUCUUGUCCUUCAUUUCUCUUCUUUUCCACGGGGCAUCUGCCGCCUAUAUACCCACUGCUGAACUGAUUCAGAUCGACAAUGGCCUUCUGCCGAGGCAAGCAUCAUCGACUUCUGGCAGUCCGUCAACCACGAGCCUAACGCCCGAUUCCCAGUGCACCAAUGGGCCAUUUACGCGCCAAUGCUGGGGCAACGGCUUCAGCAUCGCCACCAACUACGACAGCACCUGGCCCAACACCGGCAAGGUGGUCGAGUACUAUCUCGAGGUGCAAAACACCACCAUGGCGCCGGACGGGUUCUCCAGGCCCGUGUACGCCAUCAACGGCCGUUUCCCGGGACCCACGAUCGUGGCCAACUGGGGCGACACGCUCAAGAUCACGGUGAAGAACAGCCUUACCACCAACGGGACGAGCAUGCACUGGCACGGCCUGCGGCAGUGGAAGACGAACCACAUGGACGGCACCAACGGUGUGACAGAAUGCCCACUUGCCCCCGGCCAGUCGCGCACGUACACCUUCCUGUGCACGCAGUUUGGUACGACGUGGUACCACAGCCACUUCUCGGACCAAUACACGGACGGCGUCGUGGGCACCAUGGUCAUCAACGGGCCCGCCACGGCCAACUACGAUCUCGAUCUGGGGGCCUACCCGAUCACCGAUUGGUACUACCGCAGCGCCUUCGAGCUGGGGCCACUGAUCCAGAACGGCGGGUUCCCACGCGGGCCACCGCCGGGCAACAACAUCCUCAUCAACGGCACCAACGUGAACGUCAACGGCACGGCCGGCCAGUACAGCCGGACGACGGUGACCAAGGGCAAGAAGUACCGGCUGCGGCUGAUCAACACGUCGACCAACGACAACUUCAAGGUCGGGCUGGACGGGCACAACUUCACCGUCAUCACGGCCGACUUUGUCCCCAUCAAGCCGUUCACGACGCAGUGGCUGUUCAUGGGCAUCGGCGAGCGGUACGACGUCGUCAUCGAAGCCAACCAGCCGAUCGGCAACUACUGGUUCCACGUCGUGCCGCAGGCCGGGUGCAGCAGCAACCUCAACACCAAUGCGCUGGCGAUCUUCUCGUACGUCGGGGCCAACUCGUCGGCGCUGCCCUCGAACGCGACGCGCGCCAACGCUCCCCCCGGGCCGGCGGACUGCAACGACCCCAACGGCCAGCUGGUCCCGUACGUCAAGCUCGACGUGCCCAGCAACUACACGAUCCCGCAGUCGUCGCGGCUGGACGUGGGCUUCGCGAUCGUGCUGAACCAGGCGCAGCAGACCCUGGUGCAGUGGAACCUGAACUUCACGGCCAUCCAGGUGCCCUGGGACGACCCGACGCUGCAGUACGUGCUCGCGGACAACACCAGCUACCCGGCGAGCAUGAACCUGAUCCCGCUGCCGGACGCCAACGCCUGGUCGUACUGGGUGAUCCAGGCGGUGCCGACCAUCGCGCCGCCCAUCCCGCACCCGAUCCACCUGCACGGCCACGACUUCUACGUCCUGGGCGCCGGACAGGGCAUCUUCAACAACUCGCAGACCCUCAACUACCGGAACCCGCCCCGCCGCGACGUCGCCAUGCUCCCGGCCUCGGGCUACCUGGUCAUCGCCUUCAUCACCGACAACCCCGGCGCCUGGCUGAUGCACUGCCACAUUGCCUGGCACGUCGGCCUGGGCCUGGGCGCCCAGUUCUUGGAGGAACCCGACCAGAUCAAGCAGCUGGGCAUCGGCCAGGACUGGUACAAGCAGUGCAGCGACUGGAACACAUACAGCCAGACCGCCGUGUUCCAGCAGGAGGAUUCAGGGUUGUAGGGAAGCCCGGCGACAAAGUAGGGUGGAGAAAAGUGUGGUUUUACGAUCAGCUGGCAACACAUGACUUGGAGCAUUUGUGGUGGACUUGGCCGUAUCUCUUCGUAGCAAGGGGACUGAUUUGUGUCAGAAUAGAUCGAUGGAGCAUAG